Vigna radiata var. radiata (mung bean) is the source of this 1164-nucleotide messenger RNA. RefSeq lists its product as uncharacterized. Lineage: Eukaryota; Viridiplantae; Streptophyta; Magnoliopsida; Fabales; Fabaceae. Gene Ontology annotation, molecular function: zinc ion binding. The record is from RefSeq and is a predicted model, not a curated record. The coding region runs from base 1 to 1164 and encodes 387 amino acids. The transcript has 2 exons.
AUGUCAGUUUUUGAUGAUAUCUUGAAUGGAGUGGAACACAGGUUGUGUUUACGCCAUUUAUACAACAAUUUCAAGAAAAAAUUUGGGGGAGGCCUAGUCAUUAGAGACCUCAUGAUGGGGGCUGCGAAGGCAACAUACCAUAAGGAAUGGGAGAAAAAAAUGGGUGAGUUAAAAAAUCUGAAUGUUGAUGCCUUUAAUUGGUUAAUGGGUAUACCAACUAAAUUUUGGUGUAAGCAUGCUUUUAGUGCUUAUCCUAGGUGUGAUGUGUUGAUCAAUAACUUGUCUGAGUCAUUUAAUAGUACUAUUUUGUUGGCAAGGGACAAACCUAUAAUUACAAUGAUGGAAUGGAUUAGAUCAUACUUAAUGAAAAGGUUUGCAAGCCUUAGAGAAAAAGUUGACUCAUAUCCUGGUGAUGUUAUGCCUAAACCGAGGAAAAGAUUAGAUAAGGAGGUUGAAAAAAGUGGUAAUUGGCUUCCUGUUUGGGCAGGGGGUUCACAAUUUGAANUAACUCAUGGCUUUACCAUGGACAAGUUUGUUGUUGAUUUAAGUAAUCACACAUGUACUUGUUANUUGUGGGAUUUGGUAGGAAUACCAUGUAGACAUGCUNUUGCUGCCAUUCAUUACAAAUCAGAAAACCCAGAAAAUUAUGUUCAUCCUUACUAUAAAAAAGAUGCCUAUAGAACUUGUUAUGCACCAAUUAUAAGUCCUAUCAAUGGACAACAACUUUGGUCUACCUCUGACUCUCCACAACUACUGCCUCCUAUUUACAAAACACCUCCUGGGAGGCCAAAAAAAUUAAGAAGAAGAGAAGCUGAUGAAUAUGUCACCCAUGGAAAAUUGUCAAAGACCAAUACUGCUAUAAGAUGUAGCAGUUGCAAUGCAUACGAACAUAAUUUAAGGACAUGUAAAAAGAGUCAGAACAACAAGAACAAAAGGGGUGCUUCUGCAUCAACACUUGGAUCUGCUGCAGGAAGGGGAGCAGCUGCAGGCAGGGGGGCAUCAUCCUCAACAUCAGAAGCUGGAAGGGGAUCGGCCAGAUCUGCAGAGGCUGAGGCUGCAUCAACAUCAGGAGCUGGAGGAGCUGCAACUAUGCGUGAAGGAGGAACAAGAGCAUCCUCAAGACUGGGUGGACAAAUUCUAGGGUCUCAAGCAAGUUGUAAUUGA